This is a messenger RNA of Volvox carteri f. nagariensis, 1200 nucleotides long. RefSeq lists its product as uncharacterized. The transcript is spliced from 4 exons. The coding region runs from base 1 to 1200 and encodes 399 amino acids. The record is from RefSeq and is a predicted model, not a curated record. Lineage: Eukaryota; Viridiplantae; Chlorophyta; Chlorophyceae; Chlamydomonadales; Volvocaceae.
AUGAGCAAGAGGCCUCGGGAGUCGGGGCUCGAUAGCGAGAAGAUCCCACGUAUCGUUGGGUUCUUAAGCGUUAAAAGCUGGUCGGAUUUCCAGUCGAUCAUGAAUGUUUCCGACAACUUUCCCUGUUCGUCAGAAGACAUGUUCGGCGCACAAUCCGUCUUCGCCCCGCCAGCGCCACAAGAAUUUGAGGUCGUUGGCGUGAAGCUACUUUUGGAGCUCCUCAGCGAGCCAGUCGUUUGGUUUAAAGAAACCGUACUCCAUUUAGACAAUCGGGAGGAACCCCUCUACCUCCUCCUAUACUCGGUCCUGUCCAAACUGGCACUGCUAAGUCUCGACCAAGGUUCACUGGUUAUCUCCUCAGCCGGUCCUGAUGAUCCCCUUGACAAGGGGGCUGCAAUUUAUGCCGCUUGGGAAGCCGCAUGGGACAAAGUUUAUGAAAUUACCGGUGACUAUGAAUCCUCUGACCAUAAACUGGCGGAGCGGCUUUUCAGGUCACCUGUGCAGCCCGGUCGGUCUGAGCUUGUUGUCGUCCGUGUAAACCCCGGAAAGAGGAUAUCACCGCAUGAGUGUCUGGAGACGAAUGUUCGGUCAUACUGCAAGGCCGUGAUGCUGGUGGAGCCGAAGUGUAGGAUGGUCUUCACAGACGACAUAUGGCAGCCCAUGGCAGAAGCUAUAUCGCUGGCGAUCCUGAACGGCAAGCAAGAUCCGGUGACGGUGCUGCUCACGGAUGCUAAGUCCUGGUAUUUUGCCUCUGUGCAGCUGGUCGGAGAGAUGGACGAAGAGGGACUUCCCCCACCCACUCAGAACGAGUUCCAGGCAUGUGGCUACCGCCUCCGUCUCUUUGCUUGCAAACAUUUCACCUGUAAUCUCCUAUCUGAAUCCAGUGAUAGAAAUUACGCAUGUGUGGCUAAGGUUUUCGCCCACAUGCACACCGUGUUGUACCCUGGUGUAGACAUCUCCCAGGUUGCAGCUCGGGCGCAGCAGGGCAGUGGUGUGCUUAAAAGUCUGGCGGACAAGUGGGCGGAACCCUGUAUCAGAGAUGUGGAAGAGAUGCAGAGGCUGAAGGACCACGAGCAGAGGAUGAAGGAAUACGAGCAGAGGAUAAAGGCUGCGGAGCAGUGGAUGAAGGACCACGAGCAGGAGAUCAAGGCCUUAAAAGAGAUUGAGGCUCGCAAAGAGCAGCAGCAGCAAGGCCAGUAA